AUGAAUCCCGCUGGACAUCCGAGGUCCUCGAAGAGGUUGGCCAACAAGCGACGCCAGCUGAAGUUGAAGAUCCUGCUACUCCAAGAACGACUUUCCACCCUCGAAGAAGACCAGCAAUUGCCAUCCAUGCCGGAGUUCCGGGUGUUCGCGAAGAACAUCGAGCGAUUCUACGGUGAGUUAGAUCGAGUGCUGCGAGAAAUUGAGGAUUGCGACAGUUUUGCCGAUGAACGAGACGCCCACGACAUGGAGUGUGCGGCGAUUGAGGGGCUACUCCAAGGAGUCAACAACAAGAUUGUAGCCCUCAGUCUCGCACUGCUGUCCAAGCCCGUCCAAGCCACUGAACAGCAACAAGUCCAGCCUUUAGCAGUCUCGCAGCAGGUUGCCAUCCCAACUCCGCUUUUCACGAACGACGCUCGUGGUGAAGGAGAGUGUACCGGUGACUGCGAUGUUCCGGAGAGAACCGACCUAGCUGCAGCUGAUGCUAAGGUAUGUGCCCCAAUUCAACUCCUCUCGAGCCCAUCCAACGCAACCACAGAGCGUGGCGACCCGUUGUGCACGCGGUGCAACGGUUGCCACUUGAGUACCGACUGCUUUGUACCCAGUGAAGUACCUCUCGGACAGAGUCACGAGACGAACUCCAACCUGAAAGCCUUCCAAAGCAUGCCAGACAGUCCCGCCGAACCUGAAGUGGUUCAACACGAAGCCUCGACAAGAGUUCGAGGUGACGUCGACAUGUCCGGCGAUUCGGGCGUACCUCCUACGCUGCGGUCAGAAGAGCGGAUACGCGGUGACCUCGACGUUGGCUGGUGUCAGCCAGUGGAACUUGGUUCACUGCUACCAGCCGACGCAGAACGAGAAGACGCCAAGUCCGAUGACCCAAGGCAGGGGACAGCUGGACUGGUAGACGAAGAUCGCGAUAUCGCCACGAACCAGGCAGUGAAGGACGAGGACGCUCGAUCACUGCAACCAGCCGAAGCCGACGAAGUGAACGACGAGGACCGUUCGCUUUCGAUCAAUGCACAGCCCGUUUGCACAUCACCAGCCGUCCAAGAGGACGCAGCCACAAAGCCAAGCCACAAGAGUGAGACGUACAGCUGCCAGCUAUACAACGCCAACGUCGCACGAUCGACUGAUCGUGUCCGUGCAGCCAGAAAGUUUGCGGAGAAGCUGCUGCAGUCCGUGAUCUUCACCAACAACGAGAAGCAGUCCCGUUUGGUUUGGGACCCGGGAUUGCAGCUGAGAUCUGCCUCCCGCUCAACCAUUCGACCAACCGAAGAACACCACCAGAUGGCAGCAAGCUCGGGACGAAGCAUGCGCAUCUGA
This is a messenger RNA of Culex pipiens pallens (northern house mosquito), 1323 nucleotides long. RefSeq lists its product as uncharacterized. The record is from RefSeq and is a predicted model, not a curated record. The transcript has a single exon. Bases 1 to 1323 code for a protein of 440 amino acids. Lineage: Eukaryota; Metazoa; Arthropoda; Insecta; Diptera; Culicidae.